AUGGCAUUGAAUAGUACCGUAUGGGAUGACACACUGACCACAGAUGAAUUCGAGAGAAAAUGGGAAACAAUAAUGCAAGAAUACAACCUUAAAGACCAUAGGUGGUUUACCCAGCUUUACGAGGCGCGUGCAUCAUGGAUACCAGCAUACUUCAAUGACAUAUUAAUGGCGGGACUACUCCGGACAACAUCAAGAUCAGAAUCAGAAAACAGCUAUUUCGGUAAAUUCACAAACCACCACUGCAGCCUAGUAGAAUUCAUAGCACAAUACAACAGCGCCAUCGGAGAACAAAUACACAAGCAGGCAAGACUAAUCGCAGAAAAUGAAGGUUCGUACCCUGAAACCAAAACCCCUUUGAGUAUUGAAAAGCACGCUACUACAGUGUACACUAUAAACAUAUUCUACGAAUUCCAAGAAGAGGUAUGGGAAGCCAGUUUCACAUGUGACAUCAUCGACAAACACAACAUAGGGGAUAUAUGGAAAUACACAAUUAAGGACACAAAUGGAAAAAUGUAUGAAGUAACUGAAACUCCACAAGCAAGGGAAAUAGAGUGUGCGUGCAAAAAGUUCAACCGUGUUGGUAUACUAUGCAGACAUGUGAUGUUGGUGAUGAAGAAAAACGGGUAUGAGUUAAUCCCAGAAAAGUAUAUUGUUCCACGAUGGACACGAAACGCGUGUGCACACCCAUUAUACCAUGUCCCAUGGGCAAGAAAAACAAAUAUUACCAAGACGAAUGAAACAACAAAAGUUGCAAAUCAACUAUGGAAUGAAUUCUACAACUGCAUGGGAUUAGCGAAUGGUUGGCCUGACAAGAUGGACCAAAUGUUGGCAACAUUGCAACAACUGAAAAAAGAUCUACAAAAGGAGGCACACCAAACACAAGAGGGAGCGCACACCGAAUCCGUGUUUGAGAGACUAGUUGGACCAAGCAGACCAAGCGACAUACAAAUAACCCCCCCCCCCCAGGUUGCAAAAAACAAAGGGAGUGGAAAGAGACUCAAAAACAGCAAAGAAAUAGCCACAACGAAGAACCAAAAGAAAAAGGAACGGACAUGCAACAUAUGCGACCUCCCGGGCCACAACAGCCGCACCUGUCCAGAUAAACUUGCAUAA
Ipomoea nil (Japanese morning glory) is the source of this 1113-nucleotide messenger RNA. Its product is annotated as protein FAR1-RELATED SEQUENCE 5-like. NCBI's taxonomy places the organism in Eukaryota, Viridiplantae, Streptophyta, Magnoliopsida, Solanales, Convolvulaceae. Gene Ontology annotation, molecular function: nucleic acid binding; zinc ion binding. The coding region runs from base 1 to 1113 and encodes 370 amino acids. The transcript has a single exon. Gene Ontology annotation, biological process: regulation of DNA-templated transcription. The record is from RefSeq and is a predicted model, not a curated record.